AUGCAGCUCCUGCUAAGGAAAUGUCCAGUUCUGGAGCACAAACCACCAAGGAAACAUCCAGGUCUGGAGCACACACCACCAAGGAUACAUCCAGGUCUGGAGCACAAACCACCAAGGAUACAUCCAGGUCUGGAGACCAAACCACCAAGGAUGCAUCCAGGUCUGGAGCACAAACCACCAAGGAUACAUCCAGGUCUGGAGCACAAACCACCAAGGAUACAUCCAGGUCUGGAGACCAAACCACCAAGGAUACAUCCAGGUCUGGAGCACAAAUCACCAAGGAUACAUCCAGGUCUGGAGACCAAACCACCAAGGAUGCAUCCAGGUCUGGAACACAAACCACCAAUGAUACAUCCAGGUCUGGAGAUCAAACCACCAAGGAUGCAUCCAGGUCUGGAGCACAAACCACCAAGGAUGCAUCCAGGUCUGGAGCACAAACCACCAAGGAUGCAUCCAGGUCUGGAGCACAAACCACCAAUGAUACAUCCAGGUCUGGAGACCAAACUACCAAGGAUGCAUCCAGGUCUGGAGCACAAACCACCAAGGAUACAUCCAGGUCUGGAGACCAAACCACCAAGGAUGCAUCCAGGUCUGGAGCACAAACCACCAAGGAUGCAUCCAGGUCUGGAGCACAAACCACCAAGGAUGCAUCCAGGUCUGGAGCACAAACCACCAAGGAUGCAUCCAGGUCUGGAGACCAAACCACUAAGGAUGCAUCCAGGUCUGGAGCACAAACCACCAAGGAUACAUCCAGGUCUGGAGCACAAACCACCAAGGAUACAUCCAGGUCUGGAGACCAAACCACCAAGGAUACAUCCAGGUCUGGACACCAAAUCACCAAGGAUACAUCCAGGUCUGGAGACCAAACCACCAAGGAUACAUCCAGGUCUGGACACCAAAUCACCAAGGAUACAUCCAGGUCUGGAGACCAAACCACCAAGGAUACAUCCAGGUCUGGAGCACAAACCACCAAGGAUACAUCCAGGUCUGGAGACCAAACAACCAAGGAUACAUCCAGGUCUGGGGACCAAACCACCAAGGAUACAUCCAGGUCUGGAGACCAAACCACCAAGGAUGCAUCCAGGUCUGGAGCACAAACCACCAAGGAUGCAUCCAGGUCUGGAGACUAAAUCACCAACUUCAGAAUGCCAGCACAGUCGUAAUGACGAGCAGUAG
Protopterus annectens (West African lungfish) is the source of this 1176-nucleotide messenger RNA. Its product is annotated as early nodulin-75-like. NCBI's taxonomy places the organism in Eukaryota, Metazoa, Chordata, Ceratodontiformes, Protopteridae. The transcript has a single exon. Bases 1 to 1176 code for a protein of 391 amino acids. The record is from RefSeq and is a predicted model, not a curated record.